GAAGUUUGGAAAAACGGAAAGGCCUAAGACUUGAAGGAGUGUCUUCUUUACAUGUCUCCUACAACAUUCCAAUUUCUUGACCUUAUCCAUUAAAUAGUUUUCGAUUUAGUUUUUAAUUUCUUUUUCGGUGCGUCCUGAAUCUGUUGACAGUGACCUUAAGCCGCUGGAUAUGAGCCCGCGCUCCUUCGCCCGGAAAGAAUUUUUGGUAAGGUUUAGAAACCGAGGAAACGGCGGAAAUCGAAUAACAAUAACGUUACUCUGGGAGUAAGUGUAAUACGAUACGAAGAUUUUGCUCAAACUAUGACCAAAUCGUGGGUUUUGAUCGCGUUAUUCUUUCAAUUAAUUAUCUUAAUUUUCAUUUAUCGACUAUUUAAAAAUGAUUCUGCUGAUACUAAACGAAGGAAGAUUGACGGUGCGCAAAUGGACUCCGCUCGCACGCGAGAGUUGACAAACUUCGCUCUGAGACAAAUAGAAGCCAAAGAAAUCAACUGGAGUAAAAUACUGCGAAAACAGACGCCUCCAAAGGAUGAAAUGCACGAUAAAUGGAUCGUUCUGACCACAAUUAAUGCACCGACAACAGAUGUAAAAAAGUUGGCCGGUAUCGACGGUUGGAAGGUGGUAGUUGUAGGUGAUACAAAAACUCCGGCGGACUGGAGCCAUCCCAAUUGCGUUUUCCUGAGUGUUGAAAAGCAAAAAUCUCUGGGAUAUCGCAUCCACGAGUUGCUUCCGUACAAAAGUUAUGCGCGGAAAAACAUCGGUUACCUUUAUGCCAUUCAACAUGGAGCAAAAAUUAUUUAUGAAACAGAUGACGAUAACUCGCCAACAAGUGGACAAAUAACAUUUUUCCAGUCGGAGCUGGGUGACUUCAACGUCUACAAGACAGAAUCGAUAGUAGUUAAUCCUUACGAACACUUUGGACAGAGUACUAUUUGGCCUAGAGGGUACCCAUUAGAACACAUUGCUGAUCCCCCAUCACACAAGUUUGUCAAAUGCCAAGGAGUGGAUACAUCCAUACAACAGGGCGUAGUAAAUGGUGACCCGGAUGUGGACGCCGUCUUUCGUCUAACAAGAAAAGACAAAGGUGUGGACUUAAAAGUGGAGUUUGAUGCAGAUGCACCACCUGUUGUUCUUCCUCCAUACACCAUGGCCCCUUUUAAUUCGCAAAACACACUGUUUUUGAACAAAGCCUUAUGGGGCAUGUUAAUACCAAUCACAGUGGCAUUUCGAGUCUGCGAUAUCUGGCGUGGUUACUGGGCACAGCGGUUGCUUUGGGAUGUUGGAUCUCAGCUGUCAUUUUUCCCGCCAAAUGCUGUUCAGUUUCGAAAUGCACACAACUAUCUUGAGGAUUUCAUAGAUGAGAAAAUGCUUUACCAUGAUGCUGGACGCUUUGUGGAGUUCUUGGUUAAAUGGAAAUCUGACAAAAAGGAUUUCUUCAGCAGGGUUCUAGAUCUGAGCAUAGCAAUGGUUCGAGAGGGUUUCUGGGAGAUGAAGGAUGUCAUGCUAACGAAAGCGUGGUUAGAAGAUUUAGUAAGUGUUGGGUAUCAGAUGCCAGCUGUAAGCCCCGCUCCUAAGUCAUGCAAAAAGACGAUAGGAGAAGAAACUGAACUUCGCACGAAAGAGAAACCAUCAUCAUACCUUCGCGCAGGGAGCAGACUACAAAAUUUAGAAUUGUAAAGGAAUUAAAAUAAUUACUAUAAUUUGGUUUGCUUUUAUAGUCAUCGCUACGACUGCUUCUCCAGUUUUACUGCUGUAAAGAUAGUAGAAAAAGAGGGACUGUCAAUGUUAAUAAUGUAACAGAAUGAGUCGUAUGGUUAAAUUUUGUAACGAUGUAGUUUGUAACACCUUUUUGAGAAAUGUCACUAACAAACUUUC
Messenger RNA from Stylophora pistillata, 1872 nucleotides. RefSeq lists its product as uncharacterized. NCBI's taxonomy places the organism in Eukaryota, Metazoa, Cnidaria, Anthozoa, Scleractinia, Pocilloporidae. The record is from RefSeq and is a predicted model, not a curated record.